Messenger RNA from Linum tenue, 472 nucleotides. NCBI's taxonomy places the organism in Eukaryota, Viridiplantae, Streptophyta, Magnoliopsida, Malpighiales, Linaceae. The record is from the annotation of a GenBank genome assembly.
UGAUGGAGAGCAGAUUUGGAGGAACGGUGCUCCUAACGAUUGAUUCGUGUGUUUGGGGCCGAUCGAAAAAUAUCAACAGCGGUCGUCGCUCCUCUAUUUCAGCGCUGCCGGUCAGAUUGAUCUUCUGGCGAGACACCAACUGAGCGAGGGUGUCCGGAUCGGAGAUGAGCGAAUUCCAAAGCUUGCAGACGGAUUUGCACACACAAACCGAUCUGGGAUUCGGAAGGCGUUGCAGAAUGUGGAUGAGGAGACUGUCGGGGAUAUAGCAGCUGAUGGGGGAGUCCGAUUUUGAACUAACUGGCCGCCGUCCUUCAGCUACUCGCUGUCUCUUGCGGCGUAGGCGCGGAGGAGAUGAGGCGGCGGCGGACGGGCUGAGCUCGUUGCUACUGUCGAGUCGAUGCCACUCAUCUGAGAUGGCAAACUGUUCUCCAGAGAUACAGCCUCUGGCGGCGGCUGCAUCAUGAAAAAGUCA